AUGCUCUUGCAAAGGAUAGGCAUAGAACAUUUGCGGAUAUGGAUUCUACUGCUUCUCAUCUCACUCGUACCCGCAGCACUCAUCAGGGAUCGCAGGCGAACGUCAGGUACGGUCCGAGUUAUAACGAAGUGAAGAAUCCGAAUGUACCGGGCGAAAUGACGCAAUUUGUUGCGUAGACGGCGACCUGGCUCGCUCAUCCUUCCCGCGGCUUGUAUGAUCAGACCCAUAAUCACUCCUAAACACUUCCAAAAUGUUGUCGAUCUUUGUGCUUUCAUGAACCUUUCGAUCUCGACGUUUUCAGACGAUUUCUCCUUAUUCUCCUACGACUACGAUGACAAAGCAGAUGCACACGACGCCGAGUCCACGUUUCGGAAGUUCGAAGCAUUGUGCGCAGCUAGGUACUCUCCCCACUCCAAUUUCCUUUCUCACAAUCAAUUAUUGCAGGUCAAACCAGCCGAGCACCUCAAAGCCUUCGCUCAUCGACGCCUUAUGCACAUCAGCAUUGAAGAAAGAAUAG
Caenorhabditis sp. 36 PRJEB53466 is the source of this 517-nucleotide messenger RNA. NCBI's taxonomy places the organism in Eukaryota, Metazoa, Nematoda, Chromadorea, Rhabditida, Rhabditidae. The record is from the annotation of a GenBank genome assembly.